This is a messenger RNA of Dovyalis caffra, 420 nucleotides long. Lineage: Eukaryota; Viridiplantae; Streptophyta; Magnoliopsida; Malpighiales; Salicaceae. The record is from the annotation of a GenBank genome assembly.
AUGGUUAGCAGUAUCCUACGCCCGACCGUAUACGAAACCACCCGUAACAUUAGCACACACUUCGUCGGUCGGAGGUGGUCCCCAAUCCCCGCUGUUCUGGCCACGUUCUUUGUAUCGGCCGUUAUGCACGAGGUCAUGUUUUAUUACUUGCUUCGUGCAAAACCGACGUGGGAGGUCACAUGGUUCUUCCUUCUGCACGGAUUUUGUGUAACAGCUGAAAUUGCAAUAAAGAAGGCAUUAAAGGGCAGGUGGCAAUUACCGAGGGUGAUCUCAGGGUUCUUCACCAUAGGAUUCGUCACGGUCACUAGCUGUUGGCUGUUCUUUCCUAAGCCGCUUCAGUGUGGGGCAGAUGUGAGGGCGUUCGAAGAAUAUGCGGCACUAAGAGCUUUCGGGAAGAACUCCUCUCACGCUCUAUUUUGA